Molecule: messenger RNA, 883 nt
Organism: Balaenoptera acutorostrata (minke whale)
Lineage: Eukaryota; Metazoa; Chordata; Mammalia; Artiodactyla; Balaenopteridae
Product: H-2 class II histocompatibility antigen, E-S beta chain
Biological process (GO): positive regulation of T cell activation; peptide antigen assembly with MHC class II protein complex; antigen processing and presentation of exogenous peptide antigen via MHC class II
Cellular component (GO): late endosome membrane; lysosomal membrane; MHC class II protein complex
Molecular function (GO): MHC class II protein complex binding
Source: RefSeq, a predicted model, not a curated record
AUGAUGUGUCUGUGGUUCACUGUGGCAGCUCUGACAGUGAUACUGAUGGUGCUGAGCACUUCCCUCACUUGGCCCGCCCAGGUGAUCAGAUCUUUCCUGUCCCCACAGCACUUUUCGUGCAACAGUUUAAGGGGCGAGUGUCGUUUCUCUAAUGAGACAGAGAGGGUGCGGCUAGUGGUCAGACACAUCUAUAACCGGGAGGAGUACGCGCGCUUCGACAGCGACGUGGAUGAGUACAGGGCGGUGAGCGAGCUGGGCCGGCCGGACGCCAAGUACUGGAACAGCCAGAAGGACAUCCUGGAGGAGACACGGGCCGAGGUGGACACGGUGUGCAGACACAACUACGGGGUUGGUGAGAGCUUCACGGUGCAGCGGCGAGUGGCGCCUACAGUGACUGUGUAUCCUGCAAAGACACAGCCCCUGCAGCACCACAACCUCCUGGUCUGCUCUGUGAAUGGUUUCUAUCCAGGCCACAUUGAAGUCAGGUGGUUCCGGAACGGCCAGGAAGAGGAGGCUGGGGUGGUGUCCACAGGCCUGAUCCCUAAUGGGGACUGGACCUUCCAGACCAUGGUGAUGCUUGAAACAGUCCCUCAGAGUGGAGAGGUCUACACCUGCCAUGUGGAGCACCCCAGCCGGACGAGCCCUCUCACAGCGGAAUGGAGGGCACAGUCUGAAUUUGCUCAGAGCAAGAUGAUGAGUGGAAUCGGGGCCUUUGUUCUGGGUCUGCUCUUCCUUGGGGUGGGGCUGUUCAUCUACUUCAGGAAUCAGAAAGGACACUCCGGACUUCAGCCAACAAGUAAUGCCCUUUAAUCCUCUUUUAGAGAUAGAUUUGGUCUCCUAGAACUGGUUGUAGAGAUGACAAGACAGGAGACAGACAUAACGG